AUGAGUAUCAUGACUGAGAAGUCAGAUUUCAUUCCAGGAAUUCCUUUACAUCUCUUCAUUAUAUGUUCUCCCUAUCAUUUGGAUACCAAAAUUAGACAAUAUGAACAAAAAGGAUGCGGAGUGCAAGGUCAGGAGUGUGGUCGGCCGGGACAAGGAGAGAUGGACGGACAUACUGACGUACUCACGGAUAGUUCGGAGUACCAGAGAAAAUUAACACCAUUGUAG
Messenger RNA from Enterobius vermicularis (human pinworm), 225 nucleotides. NCBI's taxonomy places the organism in Eukaryota, Metazoa, Nematoda, Chromadorea, Rhabditida, Oxyuridae. The record is from the annotation of a GenBank genome assembly.